UGAUGGCUUUUAAAAGGCCUCCAUUCCUAGUUUCCUACAUCUCUAACUUAUUUCAUUGAAGCGUAGACUCCAUGGAAGCGUUCUCCGUUGAAUCAAAUUCUUGUAUCCCCAUUGAAGCAGCUUCUAAGUAUAAACAUGCGAUUGAAGGCUGCAAGACUUUCUAGAGCAGCAUCUAGGGCGGAAACUGGCCCUACUAUGGUGCGAAGCUGGGAUGACUUGGACUACGAUAUAUUAAUGGGUAUAAUUAACAGAGUGCCUUGGCGUUGUAGGCUUUACGUUGCAUGUUUGGUGAGCAAGUCGUUGUUGGCAGCAGUAUUAGACUCAUUGUCACCUUGUGGUGUGAUCAACCUCACAGUCAUAGAUUCCCACAAGUUGAAGAAUAACCUUGAUUUUCCCAGGUUUCAGAGAAGAUACCUUUGUUUCCUGAAGCAUAUGUUGGAUAUUAAGCCAGUUGACUCUUGUUCUGCAUUGUUCAUUGGUGAAACUGUGCUAAAGCCACACAAGUAUGUCUAUAUUGCCAAAAGGACACCCUCGCUGCAGCGGUUGGUUAUCUCUGAGGCAUUGGGUUACAGACAUUCAUGUUUUAUGCAAGCUAUGCGUUAUUGGAGGAAGUUGAAGAAAGUAAAGUGUCCUGUAGAUCUGUUUGUAUUCUGCUCAGUCUGCUUUGAAAAGGUUGAAAGUCUUCAGUUAUUUGGGGUUGUAAAUGAUGCUGCAGCAAUAGCAAUCCGUGAUAGAUGUCCUAGACUCAGACGAUUGUAUCUCAUCUCAUGUGCUUUAUCAGUCACUGCAUUGUCAACAAUAUUAGAUGGGCACAAACGAUUGGAGGUGUUGGAUACCCGACAUAGUUUCUGUGUUCGUGACUGCUCAAAGACUGCUAGGAUUGGGAUAUCUCAAUCCGUGGAGUGGAAUGAAGAAGAGAUUCGCUGUAAGGCUGCUGGUAUAAAGUUGCACUUGAGGUGCACUAAACAGCGUUGUCCUAAAUGUUCUGCAACUUGGAAAUGCUGCUAUCCAAAAAUGAAGGGUCGACUUACAAAUUAUCGUUAUUGGAAGUAUAUUUAAAAUUUAAUCUACUUGUAAUGUUGUCUAUAACAUUUUAAUUUAUAAAGGAAAUUGCGAUUAAA
Chenopodium quinoa (quinoa) is the source of this 1121-nucleotide messenger RNA. RefSeq lists its product as uncharacterized. The record is from RefSeq and is a predicted model, not a curated record. The transcript is spliced from 3 exons. Bases 136 to 1059 code for a protein of 307 amino acids. NCBI's taxonomy places the organism in Eukaryota, Viridiplantae, Streptophyta, Magnoliopsida, Caryophyllales, Amaranthaceae.